AUGGUUCACCGCAUCGCAUUCUGGAGCUGCUUCGGCCUCGCCGUGCGCUUCUGGCAGGUCGGAAUCGAGAUGCGCCCCUUCUUCAACAAGUCUUCGCUGUGGGCGUACCCGGCGUACGCUCUGGGCGGCGCCUCGUUCGGAUACUGGCUGCAGGGCAUCGACGACAAGCAGAGCGCCAUGCUGAGCGAGCGCAAGGCGUUCCUGCUCGAGAAGCGCAAGAGGAAGGCGGAGAGGGAGGCUGGCGAUGCGAGGGGCGAUGCGGCUGCUCUGCAGUAG
Molecule: messenger RNA, 276 nt
Organism: Metarhizium brunneum ARSEF 3297
Lineage: Eukaryota; Fungi; Ascomycota; Sordariomycetes; Hypocreales; Clavicipitaceae
Source: RefSeq, a predicted model, not a curated record